GUUAGGCAAAUGAUUCAUGUUUCAGAGGAAAACAUGUAUCCUCUAUGGUCUGACGCAGAUGAGCAUACGGAUCCACACCUAGACGAGCUAAUUAAAGAUCUUAUUCAUAACCGUUUGUCUCUAGAUGCUUGGAGUUGUGUCAAAACAGUUGGUAUAAGUUCAUAAAAGAAGAAAAGAAGUGUUGAAGCUGAUAAGGUGAAUGACAACAGAGGGUGCAAUCCUAAGAAAAAGAGAUCCUAAAAUGUGAACAAGGAGAAAAUGUAACCAACAUGGAGGAUGGUAAGGAUGACAAGUCAAUUUCUUUGGAUAUUUGGAGGGCGAUUGAGAAAAUGAAUGAGACUAUUUCUGACUUGGACAAAACACUCAACAGUCGAUUAGAUGCUUUGGAGAGCAAAUUUGAAACAUUUGUUGAAAAAAAAAUGACUGUGUUAGAAGAGAAGAUGAGUGAGAGGAUUAAAGCAGUGGAGAAAGAAAGAAAAGAGCCAAAAGACGCUGAUGGACCAAAAUAUGCCACUUCGCACACCAUUGAAGAUGAUGAGGGAACAAGUAAAGCACCUUCAUGGAUUGUUGAGAUGAAGCAGACAUCACAUGAUGAAUUUCUCACUCAAAGGGUUGUGAGGAAGGUAUACACUGUCAACAAUAAGAGGAAGGAAGAAGAUGAGAUAUCAGAGAAUCUUCCUCUCUUUGAGAAGAAGGAAUCUGUUAAGGUUGAGAAGAAGAACACUUCCAAGAAAAAGAAGAAAAAUGGUCAUCAUUCUGACGAUGUUGAAGAUAUUACUACCCAAGUUCAGAAGGCUCAGUUGAAAAUAGCUUCCAGUUCUGAAGAGACAUGGUCCAACCAGGAGGAUCAGUUAGCUAGUAAGAAACUCGAGGUGACACUAAAAAGCAUUGGAGAUGCUUUAACGAAGUUGGAUGGACCUGGACCUUCGAAGCAGCCAAGACGCGUCCCACAAUUGGCGGAAUCGCAGAAAUAUCCUUACCUUGGUAACUCGACAGUCAAGCGGAUCAUUACAGAGGGUGAAGCUCAGCUCAGCGAUCAUCUUAAGCCUGCAGAUGAUGAGAAACAUCAGAGACUUAUGGAUUUCCUCAGCCUUGAUAAGGAAGAACCACUUAGCACCAGCAAUGCAGCUGUGAGAUUCUAUUGGAAAAUUAUGACUCCAAGGAAACAUUGGCCAAGCAAUGACUAUGGAUGGUUGACAGAUCAUCACAUGGGUUGUGCAAUGGCUAUGUUCCGGAGAAGAUAUAUGCGUGAGCCUUGUCUUUAUCCUAAACAACGCAUUGCCUUCUUAGAUCAAGAUCUGAUCACAACAUUGUGA
Messenger RNA from Camelina sativa (false flax), 1316 nucleotides. The record is from RefSeq and is a predicted model, not a curated record. NCBI's taxonomy places the organism in Eukaryota, Viridiplantae, Streptophyta, Magnoliopsida, Brassicales, Brassicaceae.